AUGCGCUUCAGCCUCGCUUUGAUUUUGACACUACUCGCUCUAAUUGCGACUACUCUCGCCCACGCUGAAGUCGUCCAGAAUGAAGAGGUUCAAGACACUUCGCGCAACCUCCGGGUCGGGAUCAUCAAACUCCAGGGCGGAAGCCGCUCUGCGGAGGUCAUUGUGAUGCUGGACGACUCAAACUCAGGAUCGACCGAUGUGCUGGAGAUCGCGAAGCCCCAAGUCGAGGACUCGGAGGAGCGAUUCGUUGCCGUCGCGUCGUGGGUUCAAGCGCUGAAGAACUUCGUCAAGAAUCCCGUGCAGUUCACCCUGAUGUUUGUGCUCGUUAGAAGGUUUUUCGCUUACUGA
Messenger RNA from Phytophthora sojae, 348 nucleotides. RefSeq lists its product as hypothetical. The record is from RefSeq and is a predicted model, not a curated record. The coding region runs from base 1 to 348 and encodes 115 amino acids. NCBI's taxonomy places the organism in Eukaryota, Oomycota, Peronosporomycetes, Peronosporales, Peronosporaceae. The transcript has a single exon.